GGUACGAAUUCCAAAUCUGAAGAAGACUUGAAGCGCGAUCAAAUGGAGAAACUUGUACGUGAAGAGUUGGAUAACUCAUGGAGUAGUAAUGCUAGCCUGCGUUCAGGUGGUGGUGACUCUCGACCUGGCACUGCUGCUUCUCGUGGUGGAUCGCGAGCACCUACAGCUAAAUCAUUGUACAGCCAGGGUGGCAACAAAAGUGCCACUUCACGUGGACGUAAAACUGCACAAGGAAGUGCAGCAAGCCUUCGAAUGGAAUCUGUAAGUAUACCUCAUUACAAAGCAUGCCAAGUUAUUAGGCGUUACCAUCUCGAAUGACUUGAAAUGGAACUUGCAUGUAAAUAUAACGUUCCAUCGUUGUACGAACACCGAAGCAUCCUUUGUGAACGACUUUUCCACAGAAUGCUUGAUCCAGGUCACAAAUUAAACUCGCUCGUUCCAGCUCUUAGGGUUAACGAACACAAUCUACGCCAUAAUAGGUGUUUUAAGGUUCCAGUUUGUAGAACUGAUCGCUACCAUAAGAGUUUUAUACCCUUUAAAGGUUGGCUGGAAUAAUUACACUACACUGGACACUCAGGUCCCAGGACAACUCACAUUGAAUUUAAACUAAAAUAUGACCUAGAUUAUCCCCUGGAUUAUUUAUUACAAUGCAAUCAAUUACAGAUAACUUGGGAACAAGGUUGAUUAGAUGACUAAUAGAACAGGAUAUAUGCUUUUCUAUGCGCUGUGUUACUUCGUCGAAUUUAUGUUUGAGGUCCACCAUCCUUCAUUCGUUGAAACAAAUACUUUAUGAAAGGACCUGAGAUUUUACUUUUCUUUUUUCAGGCUGACGGGAUCGAGGCGACUCUCAACGAACACAGCCAAGUGUAAUUCUGAUCAACUUCAAUCGUAAACUACGUAGUUCAUAGAAAUUGUAUAUCGAUAUAACCUAUUUAUUUCUUCAGGAAAUCAAUAUUUCUGUCAAUAUGUAUUUAUAGUUACAUUUAUUUGUGUUCUCCCUCACUAUUCCGGAAAUAGUACGGACCACGUAUUUGUUAAAUUGAAAAUAUUUGUACGUAUUCUUUGCACAGGCAACAUCCCAAGAAUUCAUAAGUUCUUGGCCAGUUCAUGAAUUACUAAUAUUGAUUGUGUUAUUGAUUGUAUUUGGCAUUUUCAUAUUGAAUCAAAGUGCAAAAAUGCGAGAUAUAAUGAUGUAUUUCUAUUGGCAACAGCAAUAUUUCCAGUUUUGUUUGUACAAUUUUGACUUGCACUCGCAGACUCAUUUGGCCCUUCAAGUACCAUUGUAAGUACAUCAAUAUUUAUUACUCGGCAUACCUGCACAAUACAGUCCAUAACACAAUGCCUUGUGUACGACUUGAUUGAAUACGGUUGCAACGUAACCGUGCUACAUAGAUUUAUUGCGUAUAUAUAGUAUAUAAAGUGCAAAUGUAGAAUAUUUGAAUAUUUGUAAUUUUAGCGCUGUUAAUUUGAUGUAUAUUAGAAAUGCGUUGUCUUUUUCAUUUAGCAUGACUUAUUCUGUUAAUUUUAAAUUUCAUUGAUUGUUGUAAUCCUUUCUUAAAGCCCGACAAACUUUCCUAUGGGAGUGAUAAUUUUCAACCUUUGGUCUAUUGCACUAAAUAUUCAAUAAAGAAUUGUAGCUUUAUACUGUAUGUAGUUCUCAGUCAAUUGUGUGGCAUGGCGCGCAGGCAUACAUGCGGUAUUCUGCGCAAAGUUUAUUUCAUGCAGGGGCGUAGGAACUGGGGGGGGGCAAGGGGGCCUAGGCCCCCACGUUUUCAGAAGACACAU
Messenger RNA from Paramuricea clavata, 1785 nucleotides. Lineage: Eukaryota; Metazoa; Cnidaria; Anthozoa; Malacalcyonacea; Plexauridae. The record is from the annotation of a GenBank genome assembly.